AUGAGCCGGAUAUUGAUGAAAAUUCAAGUGUUUAAUUAUAAAAAGGAAAUUAUUAAAUCGUCGACUCGUGAAUCAGUGAGAGAAACAACGUUGAUUUCCGUAGUGGAUUCAAAUUCUGAUAAAUCAGGGGAGAGGUUGAGGGUCAAAGAGGAUAAGGGAUCCGUCACGGAUAAAAAUAAAAAUAAAGAAUCGACCGUGAAGGAAACCUCAAUCACGAUUCAUUACACGCCGUCGAAAAAACAAGCGGGUAAAAAUGAAAUAGCAAAGGCCGGAACCGUGAAUGAGACAACGGAAAACGAUGGGAAAAAAGUUAAUAAAAAAGCAGAAGAUACUAGACCGGCGAAAAAGGCUUCAUGUCAUCAGGGUAAAAAGACAAAAUUCGAAAUAUUGGGAAAGAAUAAGGGGAAAAUAGAUAGCGGUAAGGGGGUAACGUCGAAAUCGAGGCCGACGACUCUGUUGACGAAAUCGAAAUCGGUGAGUCCGAGGAGUUCGAAUUCUUUCGACAAGAAAGAUGGUAAAAUCUCGUCGUCGAAAACUCCGGCGUCAUCGAACACGAGAAUCGUCAAUGCAAAAAUGUCAAAGAGUUUGGAUGCGACGAACAACAAGAAGACGGUGGACAAAGUAUCGGAUAAAUUACUACUCGACAAUGCCCUGAAGGAAACGAAAUCGGAAUGCAGCAUAGUAAAAAAUCGUAGAAGCAUGGACGUGUCGAGUCCGAGCACGUCGGGAGCAUCGAGCCUCCAAACGAUCGUUUCAAUAAUGGAUAAACAAAAUUCAAUUGAGUUUAAAGAAGUGUCCUGGGCCGUCGAGGAUCUAUUACCAAACAUAAGAUCGAGCCUGUUGAAAAAAUUCAAAUUGGGUUUGUGGAAAAGUGAUUCGCAGAUAUUUGUCGAAAAGGUUGUCAGUAGUAGCGAAAGCAUAUGUAAAAUGGAUAAAUCGAAUUCUUUGGAAAUUAUUUAUUGUAAAAAUGAUAUUAGUAAAGAUUCUAGUUUUAAAAAGGGGGGGCCGUACGAGUCGUUGAGCAGUCAAACUCUCCCGGAAUACAACAGGAAAUUACGAAGGUUGAGUCAAUUCAAAAUCGACAAGAGAGAUUUGGAAGACGGGGGGAGGUACGUGGGUCGCUGCAAGGGAUUCGUCGAUCACGACGAAUUCGAUGACGGCGUUGAAAAAAUCCCGGACGACGAUGACGUCGCUCGACCUUUGCCCGAUAAACUUUUACCCUCCGAGGGACCGCAAGACGAUGAUGAGGAAAAAGCCAUCGGAGUCUCACCCGAUGGCAGAUUCCUUAAAUUCGAAGAAGAGAUCGGGAGGGGAAGUUUUAAAACGGUGUACCGAGGUUUGGACACUCAAACGGGAGUUUCCGUCGCCUGGUGCGAAUUGCAGGAGAAAAAAUUGAAUAAGACUGAGCGGAUAAGGUUUCGCGAGGAAGCGGAAAUGUUGAAGGGAUUGCAACAUCCCAACAUUGUCAGGUUUUUCGAUUAUUGGGAAGCGACUCCGACCAAGAGGAAAUACAUCGUUUUGGUGACGGAGUUGAUGACGUCGGGAACGUUAAAAACGUAUUUGCGACGGUUUAAAAAAAUCAAUUUAAAGGUAUUGAAAUCGUGGUGUCGACAAAUUUUAAAAGGUUUAAUGUUUCUUCACUCGCGAACUCCGCCUAUAAUUCAUCGAGAUUUAAAGUGCGAUAAUAUUUUUAUAACUGGUACCACUGGCUGUGUUAAAAUAGGAGAUUUGGGAUUGGCAACACUGAAAAAUAGAUCGUUUGCCAAAUCCGUAAUAGGUACGCCUGAAUUUAUGGCACCCGAAAUGUACGAGGAACAUUACGACGAAUCCGUUGACGUGUACGCAUUCGGAAUGUGCAUGUUGGAAAUGGCAACGUCGGAAUAUCCCUACAGCGAAUGCAUGGGUCCGGCUCAGAUUUACAAAAAAGUCGUGUCCGGAGUCAAACCGCAAAGUUACGACAAAGUCGAGAAUUCGGAAAUCAGAGACAUCAUUGACAAGUGCAUCAAAUUGAACAAGGAAGAAAGGCCCAAAGUGAAAGAAUUGUUGAAUCACGAAUUUUUUGCCGAAGAUUUAGGUUUGAAAUUGGAUUUAGUGUCGAGGGAUGAAGCCAUUUCAUCUAUGAAAGAAAAGGUUGAAUUUAGAUUGCGCGUGUUGGAUCCUAAAAAAAGGGGAAACAAACACAAGGAAAACGAAGCCAUACAAUUUGAAUUUCACGUCAUCGAAGAUAAUGCGGAUGAAGUUGCUAACGAAAUGGCAAAAUCAGGUUUGAUAAUGGAAGAGGAUGCUAAAAGCGUCGCCAAAAUGUUAAAAUCACAAAUUGCAUCCCUGACGAGAGAGAGAGAAGAGAGGCAACAUUUAAUCGAGGUUCCACCUGAUUCUGGUUACGUCACCAUUCACACGGGAGAACAAUUGGCGGAUUUAACAUCGACGAACGACGGUCAAUUGAACGAAAACGUUCAACCUGUUUUUCUUCAACAGCAAUUUUACAUAAAUCCAAUUCCGACGCACGUGCAACAGGUGUUUCAUCAACACGUUGCCGGUACUCCCGUUCAAAGCGGUAAUAAUUUCAUGGGAACAACUUAUCCCGUUCAUCCAAGUUUUCCAACAUCGAUCACCGUACAACCCGGUCAACCGUCGACGGUUGGAACGAGUUUAACCGGGCAAAUCUACUAUCAACCGGUCUUAACGAAUACGAUAGUGACGCAACCCGUCAUUGCGACGAUUCAACAACAACCGAAUCAAGAUUUGAAUGGUGGUUCUUCGAAUAGAACGGAACCUCAAAUAAUCACGGUCAAAUCGGAAAUGGUCAAAGACGUGACGACGUUGGACGACAUACAAAAUAUUCACAUACUACCAAACGUCAUCGUUCCUCCCCUACUCAUCAGUCAAGAUUUACCCUUGAGAAAAGAAUCCGUCACGAUUGACAAUUCUGAUAGCUCGGGAAGAAAAGAAUCGACCAUAUCUACGAAAUCCUUUUCUAGUCAGGCUUCCGAUAACGUUCAAUUCAUCGAACCUACCAUGCCUGUUUUUCAACCAAUACCCGAACAGUAUCCGAAAGGAGUGGCGGAAGUUGUGAACAACGAUUUGACGUCGUUAGAUAAAAAAUCCGAUGUGAAAGAUGAUUUUUUGUCUAAUUCUCAAACGGAUGGACAUUCUGAAAUUUCGCAACAAGAAUAUCUACCCUCGAGCGGACAGGAUAAUUCUUACAACGUCGAAUCUAGUCAAAGCACUUCCCCGGAUCAAAAUAACAUGCCGUUGGAAAAACCGAAAAAUCUCGCGGAUAAUUCGGAUUUCAGUCAAGCGAGCAACAGCACGGAUAAUCAACUUUGGGAUAAUCUAUAUUACGAUUCUCAACCGAUAACACCCAUAGCGGAUUAUCAGAAUUUCGAUUAUCCGAAAGAUAAUCCGGACGAUCAGGGGAAUGCAAUGGAAAACACGAUGGAAAUGAUGGAUAAGGAAGAAACGAAAUUGGAAAGGACGGAAUCAUCGAAAUCGAGAAAAUCCAGCAUGAUCAAAAGGAAAAGUCGGCCUUUCGGACCCAAAUUAUCGGUUUUGAGUUUGACUGGUUCCACGAUCGAAUGCCAAUUGGAAACGUCCAAACAUCAAACGGUGACGUUCACUUUCGAAACGGGAGAUGCGGUACCCGCGGAUAUAGCAAAUAAUUUGGUUCAAGAAAAUUUAUUAUCGGAACAACAUUCGGAUGUUUUGAUCGAAUUGGUUGCGGAUUUAAUACGGCAACUCAAAGAGAAUCCAGACAAGAUUCCGGUUUUACCCGCGACGAGCAUGAUUCCGGGAGAAAAUGUUGUUUCCAACGUUGGCAGUCCUGUCGUGUCGAGAAAACCGAGGGAUCGGGAUAGAAGAUUAGAUGGAAAAUGGGUUACUUUCACUUGGGGAAGUACUUUGCUUAUCAUUAAACUUAUCAAAUUAAAUUUUUCCAGAAUAUUCUCCAGUCUUAUCCAGUUUUCUCCAGUAUUCUCCAGAAUUUUCUCCAGACUUCUCCAGUUUUCUCCAGAAUUUUUAGACUGCUCUAGGCAUAUCCAGACUAUUCUAGUCUUCUCCAGUUUUCUCCAGACUUCUCCAAUAGAUAGAUAUUUUAGAAUUUCAAUAACUUUUUGCUUGAAAGAUGAAACUUCCGUGUCGUUGACGACGACGCCGACAAAGCAAAGAUUUAGCGACAUAACACCCCCACCAUUAUUCAAAUCCCAAGAAUCGAGUCCGGUCAAACAUCAAAGAUUCAGCGAAGUCGUCAUGCCCUCAUCAUACAUUUCACAGGAUCUACCUGGAACGAGUUCCCUACCACCCGUAGUCAAUCAAGAUUUCAAUCAAGUUUUAAUGGUGUCUGAAAAUGGCGGAAUACAAAUGGUACCCGAACCCGAUGGUCAAAUGGAAAUACCCGAUUCGAAAGUUUAUUCGCCGACGACGAUCGAGAGAAAAAUGUCUGUCGUCGUUCCACCCAAUUUGCAAGAGCUUAACAUACCCCUGGAUAGAAUAAAAUCGUGCAGCGAACAAAGGGAAAAGAAAAUAUCAAGGUUUCUAGUCAGUCCGGUCGUAGAUAAAGGAGCGACCGAUGAAUCCUCCGUGGUAGUAACCGAGGGACUCGCGAAAGGACUGGAAUCCUCGAGCACCAAACAAAUCCCGUCGAGAGGAGAAAAUCCAGGAGGGAAUUUUUGUCAGGAUGUUUUUCAAGAUAACAGCGUGAGCGAUCAAUUAUCGUCCGGGGGAAGAAAAUGUUCGGCCAUGCAUCAACCCGAUAUUGAAAGUUCAGCGAGGAAAUUAAGUUCAGACACUCAAUGCAGCGUCAUAAGCGGCGAUGAUUGCACUCCGGCUUUGAAUAACACACCGACACAGCAAUACACACCCGACAACACGAUAACCGCUUGUCACGCGGAAAAAGAUUUAGGUGCUCCCCGUACGAUAGCUGAUUUAGAGCAAAAACUCGUCGAACUCACUUCGCAGCCUUCGGAGCUUGCAAUUGGAACACCACCGAGUCAACCCGCGACCCCUCACGUUAAUCUCAAUUAUCAGACGUACAUGCAAACGUUACAUCAGCGAUUGUCAAACACUCCGACCGUUGGACAACAUAAUUUGUCUGAUCCUCACAUGAGUAUUCCAGAGGGAGUCGAAGCACCCACGGUUCUCGUACAACCGGUGGCAGCACAGCAAAUCGCUUUUCAACCGAUGCCGGCAACUCUAUCGCAAUUCGAUGGAAUCAAAUCAAAUUUGCUUGUCACGCAGCCUAUUAACAUUGGUCCGCCAGUUAUGCAAAACAUGCAACCGGUUCAAGCGUUGCCGGUGCAAAAUCUACAAGGGAUGAAAGAUAAUCAGACGAUGAAUUUUGUUCAGCCCGUUGGAAAAAGUCAAAAUUUAUCAACCGUUUCUCCAGGAAUAAUAAAUUUACAACCCAUAACCGGAAGUCAAUUGAUUCAUUCUUUGCCGACCUGUCAAUUGAAUCAACCCUCUAAAACGGGACAAAAUCUAGUGGCCGUUCAACCAGUGACCAUGAUUACUUCGACGACCGUACAGGAUGCGGAAGUAAAAGAAGAAAAACCUAGGGUCCGUCCCACGGCCAUUGAUCUACACGAUUUGGAACAGGAAUUGUCAAAGAUUCACACGGGAGGAACGAGACACAUACUACUUCAACCUCAACCUGUGACCAUGGUGAACGCCAUUCAACCCAAAAAGAAAAGGCAAAAGAAAAAAUCGAUGGAUGGUAAAAGUAUUAAUCAAUCUGGGGGUAAUAAUGCCGUGUCGAAAGUGUCCAGGUUUCAAGUAAGCGUCAUAUCGGAAUCGAACAACGACCCGGUUAAAGCGAGAGAACCCAAGAGAGAGACCAAGACUGGAAGGUUUAGCGUCGUCACUCACGAGGACACGGAAAAGGAAGAGAAAAAACCCGCGACAAUGUAUUACAAAGCAGCAUCCACCGCGUUUCUCAUCGGAACUCCGAGUUCUACAGAAUUCAAUAAUCAUUCUCCAAUUUCGGAAAGGAAAAAGAUGACAUCAUCUUCGAAAAAUGAAAAAAUUAAAAUAACUACUACUACUACUACUACUACCACGUCGGGAGGACGACGAAAAAAAUCAUACAUGACGAAUAAUCACUUAAAACCUGAAGAAUCCCCCCCCUCGGUCAUCCUACAAAAACCCAAUCCUAUAAAAUUUGCUCGGGAUCGAUUUCAUAGGAAAAACGGACGAGUCGAAAAUGAUUUUCUAAUGGAAGAAAUCGUUUCGAAUCCGGAUGAGAAUUCGAAAAAAAUGACGGAAAAUUCGAAAAAAAAAUGGAAGAGGAGAAAAAGUUCGACCGUUUGCGGUGGGGAAUUUUUCGCGGAUAAAAAUAUAUCAAACAGUUGGCAGAAUUUGUCGGCGGAUGGCGGAAGGUGUCCGAGUCCGAAUUGCAUAUGUAAGGGCAAACCUUGUCUGUGUGGGAAUCAUUACAAUUCGGUCAAGAUGUCGUCGUCGUCGGUUCGGGAACAUUGGAAAUUCAAUCCACUCGCCGAACUCGAAGAUUAUUAUUUGAAUAAGAAAUCACAGAGUUGUGGCAACGUUGCCGAAUUGUACAGUCCGCUGCUGGAAAGAAAUUCUCACUCUUUUGAAAAUUUAGCGACGAAAUUGAACGAGAUAUUUCAGGGAAACAUGAAAUCCCAGGGGAAUUUGACGGUGGUAAGAAAAUCACGAUUCGAUAAGAGUCCCGUGAGGAGUCCGACGAAGAAAAACGCCAUGAAUUUCGAAAAAAGUAUUUUCCUCAAUAAAAUAAUGAAAAAUCGGGAGAGUAAAAAAUUCGGGAGUUUGAGCGAUUUGAAUUUGGGAGAACGAGAAACCGUCGGCGGAAAUUUGGGAAAACGGAAAACGAACGAACCUUUCGUAACGUCCCCCGAAAUAAUGCUGUCGACUAAUAGUAAUAAUAAUAAUAAUUAUAAUAAUUAUAUUAAUAAUACGAUGCCCUUCAGAAAAUUUUCGGAGAUUACACCGUCCGUUGCGUUGGUAAGACUGACUGCUUUUUUAAAUACGUCACAUCCGCUUUGA
Molecule: messenger RNA, 7017 nt
Organism: Pediculus humanus corporis (human body louse)
Lineage: Eukaryota; Metazoa; Arthropoda; Insecta; Psocodea; Pediculidae
Product: serine/threonine-protein kinase wnk 1,3,4, putative
Exons: 21
Coding region: 1-7017 (2338 amino acids)
Biological process (GO): positive regulation of sodium ion transmembrane transporter activity; intracellular signal transduction; positive regulation of potassium ion import across plasma membrane
Cellular component (GO): cytoplasm
Molecular function (GO): potassium channel inhibitor activity; chloride channel inhibitor activity; ATP binding
Source: RefSeq, a predicted model, not a curated record